GGUGUCCAGAGGGUGCAGCCAUCGGCAUCGGAGGCCGGCCUCGUCAGUUUAGUUACCGCACCACAUAAAGGCAUUGCGUUGUAGACACCGUUAUACCCGCAACAUUCUUACUAUUUGCUUGCAUAUCUCCUAAUUUUUCUGACCCUUCAAUUCGGCAUAAAGAAAGAAAAAGAAGAAAACACUCGGUUCGGUAUAUCGUUCGUCGUCGUAAUCAAAAGCACAGUCGUCGCCGUUGCUGUCAUCGUCGCCGUCGUUAUUGUUGUCCUCUAAACGUUCAGUUGUCCCCUACUGCUUUGUCCCGUUCACGUGUCUCGAUCGAGCGACGUCACUGUUUGUCAUCACCGGGUGACAGCGUCACGAGAAAAAUCGCGCGAAGAGCAAGGCAAAGAGAAAAGAUCUCGUGAACGUCGUGCGGGAAGAUAAGUUUACCGGACGAAAUCGGCUUAUCGAAGAUAAAGCAGAAAGGAGUGACUUCCGCGUUCUUCCAAUCUUAUAAUUUCAUUUUAUCCUCGACCCUGUGUUCUCCGCCAUCUCGUAUUCCCGACUCGUCCUGCCGCAACGAGCACUUUUUGGUGUCCCGAUCGUUCAUCCAUCUCGAUCGACGAUCUCUCUGAUCGACGCGUCGCGAUAUCUCGAAGAUUAUUCGAUCGUGAACGGAGAAUCAAAUGGGAAUUGAUUACGUUAGGGAGAGAGCGGUAUCGUGAGCAACAAGAUCGUCAGCUGGAAGAUUCUUUAAUCGGCAGAAGAGACAUCGGCAAAGAGAGAAAAGAGAGCGAGAGAGAGAGAGAGACGAAUAGGAGAACGUUUCGCUGGUCGGGGUGGGAGUGAAAGAGAGACACUGGGUGUGUUCGUCGCGCGCGAGAUUUGUUUAUUUCCUGUCGCGAGUUAUAUAUCAAGUGCUCGCAAUUAUAUCCGAUCUAUAAUUUCGCGCGUUUUCGCGAUAUUCAAUGUCGAAACUCUCGUUCGAUGAUCGGAAACUGGCUUCCAGAUUGAUCGUCGCGCGACCCUCGGUUCGGAUGUUUCAAGUCUCGCGUCGUAAUAGAGAAAUUUGUUGAAAAAAAUAAGAGAAAAUUGUACAAAGAUAUUACACGCACACGCGUUUAAAAUCGUGAUCGAGAUAAAAAGAGAUAAAUAUCGAGAGAGGGACAUAAAUAGAGAGAAAAUAAAAGUAAUUAAAUAAAACCCAUCGUCGUUCCGUUCUGCGCCCAGAUAUCGGCAUCCUCCAACCACUGAUUUUCAUCGUUAACCGAUUUCGUACAUAGUUAGAGACGAUUCGUUAGAGGAUUGCAAUGAUGGCGAACGGAAUGGACACAGUCGUACAACAAAACGGAGGAUCUACCCUCGGACAGACCUCGCAGGAGGAGUCGAAGACGAAUCUCAUAGUAAAUUAUUUGCCGCAGAGCAUGACUCAGGAUGAGAUUCGUUCUCUAUUCUCCAGUAUAGGCGAAGUCGAGAGCUGCAAGCUAAUCCGUGAUAAGCUUAGCGGUCAGAGUUUGGGUUACGGUUUCGUCAACUAUCACCGGCCUGAAGAUGCCGAAAAGGCUAUAAACACGCUCAAUGGUCUUCGUUUACAGAACAAAACCAUCAAGGUAUCGUACGCGAGACCGAGCAGCGAGGCGAUCAAAGGCGCGAAUUUGUACGUCAGCGGCUUGCCGAAGAAUAUGGCGCAGCAGGAUCUGGAGAAUCUUUUCAGUCCUUACGGCAGAAUUAUCACGUCGCGAAUACUGUGCGACAACAUCACCGUACGACAGUUUGUGACCGGCGGCGGAGACAAUUUGCCCGGCCUGUCGAAGGGCGUCGGCUUCAUAAGGUUCGACCAGCGCGUCGAGGCCGAGCGGGCGAUCCAGGAGCUGAACGGCACCAUACCGAAGGGCUCGUCCGAGCCAAUCACCGUCAAGUUCGCCAACAAUCCCAGCAACAACAACAAGGCGAUACCGCCGUUGGCCGCCUAUCUCGCACCACAGGCCACGCGCCGCUUCGGCGGGCCGAUCCACCAUCCGACCGGCCGCUUCAGGUACAUUCCACUGUCGCCACUAUCCAGCACUGGCAAGGCCAUGCUUGCCAUUAACAAAGGCUUACAGAGGUACAGUCCGCUGGCGGGCGACCUCCUCGCGAACUCGAUGCUGCCCGGUAACACGAUGAACGGCGCCGGCUGGUGCAUCUUUGUGUACAACCUCGCGCCCGAGACCGAGGAGAACGUGCUCUGGCAGCUGUUUGGGCCGUUCGGCGCCGUCCAAUCGGUCAAGGUCAUACGCGACCUGCAGACGAACAAGUGCAAGGGCUUCGGCUUUGUGACGAUGACCAAUUACGAGGAGGCGGUGGUGGCCAUACAGAGCCUGAACGGCUACACUCUGGGCAACCGCGUGCUCCAGGUCAGCUUCAAGACGAACAAGAGCAAGGCGGCGUAGGACGAGCAACAGGCGGCAG
Formica exsecta is the source of this 2427-nucleotide messenger RNA. Its product is annotated as ELAV-like protein 2. The coding region runs from base 1290 to 2408 and encodes 372 amino acids. The record is from RefSeq and is a predicted model, not a curated record. The transcript has 8 exons. Gene Ontology annotation, cellular component: ribonucleoprotein complex. NCBI's taxonomy places the organism in Eukaryota, Metazoa, Arthropoda, Insecta, Hymenoptera, Formicidae. Gene Ontology annotation, molecular function: RNA binding.